Eutrema salsugineum is the source of this 818-nucleotide messenger RNA. RefSeq names its product translationally-controlled tumor protein 1. NCBI's taxonomy places the organism in Eukaryota, Viridiplantae, Streptophyta, Magnoliopsida, Brassicales, Brassicaceae. Gene Ontology annotation, cellular component: cytoplasm. The transcript is spliced from 5 exons. Bases 98 to 604 code for a protein of 168 amino acids. The record is from RefSeq and is a predicted model, not a curated record. Gene Ontology annotation, molecular function: calcium ion binding.
AACAUUAUUUCAAUCCCCUCGUCGCUGCGUCUCUCUCCCGCAACCUCAAUAAUUGUCCCCAUCGAUCGGAGAGAGAAAAACAAAACAAUCAGCGACCAUGUUGGUGUACCAGGAUCUUCUCACCGGUGAUGAGCUUCUGUCUGACUCUUUCCCUUACAAGGAGAUUGAGAAUGGAAUCCUUUGGGAAGUAGAAGGAAAGUGGGUUACCGUGGGAGCUGUUGAUGUUAACAUUGGUGCCAAUCCAUCUGCUGAAGAAGGUGGUGAAGACGAGGGUGUUGAUGACACUACUCAAAAGGUUGUUGACAUUGUCGACACCUUCAGACUUCAGGAGCAACCAACUUAUGACAAGAAGGGAUUCAUCGCCUACAUUAAGAAAUACAUCAAGCUUUUGACACCCAAGCUCGAUGAGGAACAACAAACAGCCUUCAAGAAGGGUAUUGAGGGAGCUACCAAGUUCUUGCUCCCCAAGCUCGGUGACUUCCAAUUCUUUGUUGGGGAGGGGAUGCACGAUGACAGCUCAUUGGUCUUUGCUUACUACAAGGAGGGUGCAACUAACCCAACAUUUUUGUACUUCGCACAUGGUUUGAAGGAGGUCAAGUGCUGAGCCAGAACUCUGUCCCGGCUCCAACCCAUUGCGCCCUGGGUCCAACACCCUGUUUUUUUUUUAUGUUUUAAAAUUUGGAAAAAGUUACGCAUUAUCUAUUAUCCUCUUUUUUUUUUCUAAAACAGCAAACCUUUGGAUCUGUUAUUUGUUAUCAAAACUUAUUUUCCAGUCUAAAAUAUCACAUAUUUAUGUUUAAUUUAUUUUUAUAUGUUAA